CAUAGUUUGUUUAUAUGCUUGCACACCUUUCUCUGACGCUGCCACAAUAAGACGUGUUUUAUGCCACUCCGUUGUCUAAUUUUGUCCGCCAAACACGUCAUACUGUGUGAUAAUGCACAAAGGCCACAGCAAACAUUACAUUGCUUGUCAUAGAUUGUAAUAAAUCCAUGAGAAGAAGACAACCUGCAGUUUCCUUUAACUUGGCCACAAUACCCAGCAAUAUGUUCGGAGGACAAAAGAUUACAGGUAUUUGUACAACGACUGCCCCGGUCCUGAGUGGAACGCUAUGUGUUCGGGCUGUUGUGAGUAUGAUGUGAUCCGCUGCAAAUGCCCCCUGCAGGGGACUUCGGUGGGCUAUUCUGUGCCCUGCUGCCGCAACGCCAUCAACGAGUGUGACCCCUGCAUCAUCCAUCCAGGUUGCAGCAUAUUUGAGAACUGUAAGCGGUGCAACAAUGGAACGUGGGGUCCCAGGGAUGACUUCUUCGUCAGGGGCCAAUUCUGUGCUGAGUGUCGUCCUGGAUGGUCCGGUGGAGAUUGCAUGAAGUGCGGUGGGGUGAUCCAUAAACGACAGGGCCACAUGGUGUUGGAGAGCUACCCAAACAAUGCUCGCUGUGAGUGGACAAUACAGGUGGACCGGCCUUUUACGAUCGAACUCAGGUUUAUGAUGCUGAGUUUGGAAGCACAUCCCACUUGUCGCUAUGACUACGUGGAGGUCAGAGAUGGCGACAGCAUCAACUCUCGUGUCGUGGCUCGGUUAUGUGGCAACAACAGACCUGCUCCCAUUCAGAGUUCUGGAAACAGUCUACACAUUCUUUUUGAGUCGGACGGCUACAAGAACUUCGAUGGCUUCUUCGCCACGUUCCAGGAGAGCUCAGCCUGCAGCUCCUCUCCUUGCCUACAUGAUGGAACUUGUAUCCUUGACAGCUCUUACGUGUAUCGCUGUGCCUGUCUGGCUGGCUAUGCAGGCAAGAGGUGCGAAAAUGUGGUAGGUUGCCGUAGGCCACCUGUGCCGACCCAUGGAUCCACAGAGGGAGUGUUUCAUCAUUCAGGGGCGCGCGUCACUUUCCAGUGUGAUUCAGGCUUUGAGUUGCGGGGGUUUUCUACUGCCAUCUGCUUGACUGAUGGCACCUGGAGUGCGCCUUCCCCGCAAUGUGUUCCAGUGGAAGGGGUCUGUGUUCUACCACCAAAGCCAGCACACGGGGACCACUUCUUGGUUUAUGGGCCCAAUGAUGUUUUAAUAGCUCUCCAGUACCUUUGCCACCAGCCUUAUGAACUCACUGGAGUCUCUCAGAGAACCUGCCUUUCUAACAAUUCCUGGAGUGGAAGUCCACCUGAUUGCAGGAGAGUGAAUAACACACUCACACAAGCUGAAAAGGAAAGGGAAGAAGCUGGAGGAAAGACAGGAAAAAGCAAAGACAAAGAAAUACACGGUGAUAAAAAUGUCAGCGAAGACACUAAAAGUGUUGAAAAAGAAAGUGAUCUCAGGAAUACAACGAGAGAAGACAAAAACACUGGUGUUCGUCCCGAGAAAACUGGGUCUGAGGAAAAAAAUAACGGUCAGGAUAAAACAACAAGCAGCAGUGAAGAUCAAGAACCCAAAGAACCGGAAAUAGCAAAACCUGGGAGGAGAGACGACAGCCAUUCCCCAAAGUCGGAGACAGAUAUCACUGAGAUACAGGUGAUAAAAGACAAAGGGCAGGAAGAGAAGGAAAGAAAAGAGGAGCAAGUGAAUGGAAAGAAAAACUCAGGGAAGGUCGGACCAAACGACACGAAGCUGAGGACGGCAGUCUCAGAAGAAAUGAACACAGUCAACAUAUUGGAACAGGGAACGGCAAAGAACGACACAGUCAAGGACGAUAUCAAUGACAUCAAGAAAAAAAGCAAUAACAAGACAGGUUUUCCAGAGAGGAAAAUCCUUCCCUCGCAAGUCAAUAUUACACAGUAUACUUUGUAUAGGUCAGAGGGUGAGGAACGUGGAAAAACAAAACAAAAAACAACCAUCAGAGAAGGCAAAGCAGAGACAAGUCCUACUGAAAAACCAAAAGAGGAACCUGAUAUGGACGGGGAAGAGGAAGAGCGGUGGAAGGACAUCAACCAAAGUUUCACUGAGAGGAUGUGCCCUCCUCCCCCUCGCCUCUAUCACGGCUAUCACAGAACGGUGCCAGGGACCAAGCCUGAGACAGUAGAGUUCUUCUGUAAUCAUUCCUACGCUCUGAGUGGAGACUUCCAAUGGAGCUGCCAGCCAAAUGGUACUUGGAGCGGCAAACAGCCUCUCUGUGUUCGAGCUUGUCGGGAGCCCAAAGUUUCAGAAUUGGUCAGACAAAGAAUUCAUCCACCUCAAGCACCAUUCAGAAAGACACCAGUACACAAGCUGUACUCCUCUGCAUUGGGCCGACGGGUGCAGUCAGAGGGUCCCACGAAAAGCCCACCAAUACUCUCCCAGCUGGCCCAAGGCUUCCAUCACCUCUACACACAUAUAGAGUAUGACUGUGUGUCUCCUUUCUACCAACACAAUGGCAGCCCUCGGAGGACAUGCCUGAAAACAGGCAAAUGGAGUGGGCGUCAUGUCUCAUGUUCACCAGUGUGUGGGAAGCAUCCAACCUUUGACCGUGAGAGGCCGGGAGAGGCUCACUGGCCUUGGCUGGCAGCCAUCUACCGCCGCACCACCAAUGGUGCCGGGACCAAGGUGACCAAGGCAGAUAGCCACUCGGGGUCUGUGAAGAAGGACGGUGGCGCAAAAUCUGGCAACCAUAUUCGUGAUUCUGACUGGCAGCUGGUGUGCAGUGGGGCUCUGGUGAACCAAAGGAGUGUUGUAGUCGCAGCCCACUGCGUGACAGACCUGGGCAAGGUUUACCCUCUGGAUGCAGCCGAAAUCAAGGUGGUGGUUGGGAAACACUACCGUGACGAUCACAGAGAAAGUAAAGGUUUCCAACAUCUGAGGGUUGCCUCCAUCAGCGUUCACCCCAACUAUGAUCCCCAUAUUCUUGACUCAGACAUAGCUAUCAUCAAGUUAAUGGACAAAGCAAAGAUUGGAGAGAAAGUGUUGCCCCUCUGUCUAUCAGACAGUCAGGGUGAGGGGGAGAUCUCCGGACAAGGGCUUGUGACUGGCUGGUCUCCAGUUCCUGACUCAGAUUUAAGUGCUGAUGAGAAAGCAAGAGUCGGACUUGUCCAACUCGCUGACAUUGUCCCAUGCGAGCAGCAAUAUGCCCGAAAUGGUGUGCCAAUCAGUGUUACAGACAACAUGUUGUGCGCAAGCCAGAAGCCUGACUACGGGCCCUCUAACAUAUGUCCCUCUGACACUGGGGGGAUUCUUGUCCUUCCUGCUUACACUGACAACAACCAGAAUCCCUUUGUUGGCAGCAAUCAUGUUGGGAGCAAAGGAUUUUGGAGACUUCUGGGACUUGUGAGCUUUGGCUAUGACCAAGGAGAGUGUGAUCCUGACCUCUAUACGGUCUACACACAUGUAGCAAACUUCAAAGUCUGGAUCGAGAGUCAUAUGAAAUAGAAAUCGGAACAUGUGACUUAUAAUAUUUAAAUGCACAUGCUUCUUUCUCUUCCUUUUUGUUUGUUUGUUCAAUCUGGUCACCCAGCAGUCUCAUUUUUGUAGUGUUUUGCACAAACGCAACACUGGACAACACUGUGCUUUAAGUCAGGUGCGUCAAAACAUAUUUUCAUGAUACUGAUCAGUCCUUUCAGGAUUUUGUAAUGUUGCGAUGGAGACUAUUCACGCAAAUUCAACUAAUCCCUGCGAUUGGCAAAUGUUGGACAAUCCCCACAAACACACCGCCCAUUUUGGCCUCGCAUCGACAUAUUUGCCAAUCGGAUUUGUCCCAGCAGAACUCGAACGCAACACAACAUCAAAUGUCUGCCUGCAGCACCAGGGGCGAUUUGGCCACAACUUUUUGAAAAUGCUGCAGUGAAACCAUUAGGGCUGUGAAUCUUUGGGUGUCCCACGAUUCGAUUCAAUAUCGAUUCUUGGGGUCACGAUUCGAUAAUAUAUCGAUUUUUUUCGAUUGGGUUCGAUUCUUGAUUCAAAAACGAUAUUUUUCCUAUUCAAAACGAUUCUGUAUUCAUUCAAUACAUAGAUUUCUGCAGGAUCUACCCCAGUCUGCUGACAUGCUAGCAGAGUAGAUUUUUUUUUUAAACUUUCAUAAUUGUAAAGGACAAUGUUUUAUCAACUGAUUGCAAUAAUGUAAAUGUGUUUUAACUAUUAAACGAACCAAAUAUAUGACUUAUUUUAUCUUUGUGAAAAUAUUGAACACAGUGUGUUGUCAAGCUUAUGAGAUGCCAUGCAAGUGUAAGCCACUGUGACACUAUUGUUCUUUUUUUUAUUUUUUAUAAAAGUCUAAUGAUAAUGUCAAAGAGGGAUUUUUAAUCACUGCUAUGCUGAAAUUAUAACUAAUAAUGAUACUGUUGUUGAUAAUAUUCAUUUUUGUUUCACUACUUUUGGUUUGUUCUGUGUCGUGUUUGUGUCUUUAUUGCAGUUCUGAGUGUUGCUGGGUCAGGUUUGGUUUUGGAAUUGGAUUGCAUUGUUAUGGUAUUGUUGUGUAUUGUUUUGUUAGAUUGAUUAAAAAAUACAUCUUUUUUUUUUUUUUUUUAAAUCGAUUUUUUAAAAAUGAGAAUCGAUUCUGAAUCGCACAACGUAUUCGAUUCGAUUUUUUCCAACACCCCUAGAAACCAUGCUUUUUAGGUCUUAACGAUCACAAAAAAGCCUGCAAAAUCCUAGAGGGACUGAUUAUUACAUAAUUGCCCCUUCAUUUGAUUACUAUCAUUGUUUACCAGCAACCUAAUGGAAAGUGUUCUUUGAAAUCAGAAGUCAGAGUGACAAGCAAAUAUUUUGGUUCGGCUAGUCUAGCAGUUAAUGGAAAAAUAUUGUCAAUGACAAAAAAAAUCCAGGAAUAGCUUGUUCAAUUAAAUAUCGAGCUUAAAGGGAAUUUAAUUUCUGUGGUAAUUUUGCCUAUCAUUCACAAUCCCUAUGGUUUUUUUUAAAAUUCAAAUGAGUAAAAUACAGCAGGUAUGAGGUGGUUUACAACGCAACUAAUUGGAGUACUAUAUUGUGCCCAUAAAGCUCUCUAAAAAACAUCCAAAAAAUGCUAACAAAACUCCAUUCACAUCUCAUAACCAAGUAUGUCAUUAAUGUCAUAAGCGCUAACAAAGACAAACUCUUAGCCAGCAGAGCGCCAACUAGCUUAGGCAGCUACAGUAUUGACAUACUGAGGUACUGCUGCUGCUGUAUCGCCUCUAAGCUGGUGAAAGUUAUUUCUAGAUUAUAAAUAAUGCCAUUUAUUUUUAUAUUAGAAGGUUGUAGCCAUGAACAAAGAAUCUGGUCAACUUUAAUGUUCAACUUAGACCCGUAGAUGGCGAGAAAGACACAUUUUUUUGUUGUUUUUAACUUAAAGGAGAAUUAUGAUUAAUUCUUCACCAAAAGGGGAAGAUAUGAAAAUCCCAUGAGUCGGCAACCCAGUGAGAGCAGACAUUGUAAACUACGUGAUUGUUUUAUUAUGUUCAUAGUUUGUAUUCCUUGUUCAGCUCUUCGCAAAAUUGCUACAGGAUGCUCACGGUGUCUCACUAAAAGCUGGAUCCGUUGUGCACUUAGCUUUUUAAACUUGUAGCUCCUACUCUGUAUAUUCAGGCUUGAAAAUAUAAGGUUCUGGAUCAUUCUUUGUCCCAAAGUAGAAUUAUUAACUAUGCCAUGAGUAGUAGUUUUAUUGUUGUUGUUGAAGGGAAAAGUGAACGUUGUCAUGCGUCUGUGACGUCAAUGCACCGCUGUAUGCUUAAAAUGAGCAAAAAAGGAUAGGAUAGGACUUUAUGAUCAUUGUACAAGUACAACAAAACAUUUGAUCACAAACCCGUUCAAGAUUAGACAAGCAAAGAACAGGGUUACAGAAUAGGAAUGCUGAUGGGUUGCCAUAAGGCGCCCCGUAAAGAUGGGGGAAAGGGUAAAACGCUGGGGAAGGAUUAGUAAAAAAAAUACAAUCUAGACUGGGCUCAGUCUGGAGUGGGGAAAAAAACUAUAGCAAAGCACAUAUACAUAUUAUACAUCUCGAGAGAUCUAGCAAGGUAUAAUAAUAUAUGUUAUAAUGAAGGUGCCUGUUACUUCAGUACAUGCAUACUUACAGCGUGUGUAUACAAUGUCGAUAGACGUUUUUGAAUGAUUUCAAGGAUGCUUUAGGGGCGAAAGAGAGCAACUCCCAUUGGUCGGAUUGUUAGCUGACUUUUACUGGCAUUUAUUGACGAGUUAGAAUGCAUUAAAAAAACAAAAACAAACGUGUGUUCUUGUACUACAAAAAGAUUGUGAAUUAUAAGCAAUUUUCCAAAAAUCACAGUUCCAAUUUAAGAACUGCAAUAAUAUUGCAUUUAAAACAAAUAUCUCUAAAUUUAAAAUCAUACGUAGAAAAAAGCUGAAAUGCCUUAUUGACGUUUAUUAUUUCCAGGCUUAUGAAAUUAAAUUAUGUGGCAAGCCAGAUGUGGCCCUCGGGCCUUGAGUUUGACCCCUGUGCUAAAAUUGGAACUGCAAUUUUUUUGGAAUUCAGCCUAUCGUUCACAACCAUUAUGAAAGACAUAACGAUGGAUGUUAUUUUUGUAUUGUUUUUGCAUUCUAAAUAUUAAAUAAUUGCGGUCAAAAGUUUGCUCACAAUGGAGCCUAUAAAGCCGCACAAUUCUGCCUAUAAACUCUUUAAAAACAACUGCAUUGAAGUUUUAUAUACAUGAUUUUUAAGUGUAUAUGUACUUUAGGAGUGGGUGCAUUUAUAGCAACAUUUAAUAUUUGCAUAUUUUGAUCAUUUUAAGCAUCAAAAAGGCAUCAGAACGGUUUGGUUUUUUCCUUCAUCUCUGAUUAUUACUCAUUAAAGACUUUAAGAGAGCCAACAAACAUAAUGAAACAUUACUUACUGUACAAUGUCUGCUGUCAUUAGGAUGCCAACUGCUGGGACGUUCAUAUAUUCCUGUUUAAAUGAAGGAUGACCAUCAGCCUCAUGAAUAAACGGGUUGGGGAACCACACACGUCUGUUUGUGUCUUUCUCGCCAGUUCUAGGCCCUAAAUGGCUGUCAAAGUGUACCAAAUUGUCGGAUUACCUUGUCAGACGUCUUCUGUCCAGGUGAGAGGCAUGAUUUAUGAUCUACCAUAAACUUCCAGGGAGCAAAGAAGGGAGAAAGCAGCAGACCACUCGAUGAUGUAAAUAUAGGGUAGUUUUCACGGCACGGCUAUAAGUAGUUUGUCUGCGUUAGCGCUUAUAAGAAAAAUAUCACUAAUAUUUUGUUACAAGUCACAAAAUGUAAAUGGAGUAUUGUUGGCACUUUAAAAUUCAAAAUGCAUAGAAAAAUCCAUCCGACGUCAUGUCUUUCAUAAUGAUUACAAACAAUAGGUGAAAUUCUAAAAAAAAUUCCAAACUAAAAAGUGCAGUUCCCUCGAAAAGAUCAUUCUUGAAAAAACAACCACCCAUGUCUUCAGGCGAGGAACUAUUGGAAUGUAUUUACUACUAAAAGUAUAUUGUGAUGUAUUGACUUUUCUGUAGACUAAUAUGACAAUGAACUUGAUGUAAAUAUUGCAUUGAAAAAGACCGGACAAACUGGAUGCUUUUUUUUAAUUAAAAAGAAGAGGUGGUAACUGUGGUUGUGUUGUGUAAUAUUAUGCUUUUGCUGUACAGCCAUUCAUGUCUAGUAAA
This is a messenger RNA of Nerophis ophidion (straightnose pipefish), 7664 nucleotides long. RefSeq names its product inactive serine protease PAMR1-like. Gene Ontology annotation, biological process: proteolysis. The record is from RefSeq and is a predicted model, not a curated record. Bases 287 to 3505 code for a protein of 1072 amino acids. Gene Ontology annotation, molecular function: serine-type endopeptidase activity. The transcript is spliced from 15 exons. Lineage: Eukaryota; Metazoa; Chordata; Actinopteri; Syngnathiformes; Syngnathidae.